Aureobasidium namibiae CBS 147.97 is the source of this 1674-nucleotide messenger RNA. RefSeq names its product general substrate transporter. Gene Ontology annotation, cellular component: membrane. The transcript has 7 exons. Gene Ontology annotation, molecular function: carbohydrate:proton symporter activity. The record is from RefSeq and is a predicted model, not a curated record. Gene Ontology annotation, biological process: carbohydrate transport; transmembrane transport. Lineage: Eukaryota; Fungi; Ascomycota; Dothideomycetes; Dothideales; Saccotheciaceae. Bases 1 to 1674 code for a protein of 557 amino acids.
AUGUUUGGAGGCAAGAAAUACUAUGGCCUGGUGGGCACCAAACUAAAUGUCGCGGUCGGCGUUAUUGCCGGUCUCGAUUUCCUGCUCUUCGGUUAUGAUCAAGGUGUCAUGGGUGGUCUGCUCACUCUCAAAUCUUUUGUUCGCACCUUUCCCGAGAUCGACACACUACACCCCCCUCUGAAUCAAACCAAAGCAUACACCUCGACCGUCCAAGGUAUCUCAAUCGCCUGUUACAAUUUGGGAUGCUUUGUGGGCGCUUUGAUGACGAUCUGGAUUGGUGACUGGCUUGGUCGCCGUAAGACAAUUUUCUUGGGAUCUGCUAUUAUGGUUGUUGGCGCUACACUACAAACAUCUGCUUUCUCUCUUGGCCACUUGAUCGCCGGCAGAAUCAUCACUGGUCUCGGAAACGGAAUGAACACAUCCACGGUACCUUCUUGGCAGAGCGAGUGUUCGAAAUCGCAUCGUCGUGGUCAAAUGGUCAUGAUCGAGGGUGCCCUUAUCACUGGCGGUGUAAUGCUUUCGUAUUGGAUUGAUUUCGGCUUCUCGUUCUUAGAGCCUUCAACUGUCUCGUGGCGCUUCCCCAUCGCGCUCCAAAUCUUGUUCGCCCUCAUCAUCCUUAUAUUUAUCAUGGGCCUGCCCGAGUCGCCCCGUUGGCUGAUCAUGAAAGGAAAAGAGGACGAGGCUCUCAACGUCCUGUGUGCGCUGAACGAGAAGGACUCUGAAGAUCCCUACAUUGUUGCCGAGUUUGCCGCCAUCAAAGAUUCCGCUCUGGUCAUGCAACAGGGAGGCUUCAGGGAUCUGUUCACCAUGGACGAGGACCGCAACUUCCACCGUGUCGUCCUUGCCUACGUCAAUCAGAUGUUUCAACAGAUCUCAGGAAUCAACCUCAUUACUUAUUACGCGGCUAACAUCUACGAGACGAGUAUCGGUCUCUCGCCUUUCCUUUCACGUAUCUUAGCCGCAGCCAACGGAACCGAGUACUUCGCCGCUUCCUGGAUCGCUGUCUUCACUAUUGAGAAGUUCGGGCGUCGCCAGCUCAUGUUGUUCGGUGCUGCAGGUCAGGCCGCCGCUAUGGCAGUUCUCGCUGGUACCACUUCCAGGACAUCGUCUGGUCUGGGUGUCACUGCUGCAGUCUUCCUCUUUGUCUUCAACACAUUCUUCGCCAUCGGCUGGUUGGGUAUGACCUGGCUGUACCCUGCUGAGAUUGUGCCUCUUCGUAUUAGAGCCCCAGCCAAUGCUCUGGCCACUUCGGCCAAUUGGAUUUUCAACUUCAUGGUCGUCAUGAUCACCCCUGUCGCUUUCGAGACUAUUGGAUACCAGACCUACAUUAUCUUCGCUGUCAUCAACGCCUUCAUCGUCCCCUGCGUCUACUUCUUCUACCCUGAAACCCGUCUUCGUUCCCUCGAAGAAAUGGACGAGAUCUUCCGCAACACAACUUCCGUCUUUAACGUCGUCAAGGUUGCUCGCGACACACCCAACCGCUACGGCAAGUCAGGCGAACUUCUCAUCAAUUACCUCGACACCGAAGCUGCUGCUGGCGCUAGACGUCGCAGCUCAUUGGUUGAGCCCAGGUACGGCAAGACCGGUGGCAAGGCUGAUGGCGAGAGAGUUGAGAGAUUGGAGACUGGAUAUGGAUCCAGCUCUGCAGGAUCGGCAAACAACGAAAAGGUGUAG